Molecule: messenger RNA, 634 nt
Organism: Nicotiana tabacum (common tobacco)
Lineage: Eukaryota; Viridiplantae; Streptophyta; Magnoliopsida; Solanales; Solanaceae
Source: RefSeq, a predicted model, not a curated record
UGGAGGAACCAAUUUUGGCAGGACUGCUGCAGAAUUUAUGAUAACAAGUUAUUAUGAUCAAGCUCCACUUGAUGAGUAUGGUUUAAUUAGAGAACCAAAAUGGGGUCAUCUGAAAGAAUUACAUGCAGCAGUGAAGUUAUGCUCGGAAGCCAUACUUUCUAGUUUUCCCACCUUGCUAUCUUUUGGUCAACUACAGGAGGCAUAUGUAUUCAGUGGAGAUUCAGGAGCUUGCGCAGCAUUCCUGGUCAACACAGAUAGUAGAACAAGUGCAACAGUGCGAUUCCAAAAUUUGACAUAUCAAUUACCUCCAAAAUCUAUAAGCAUCUUACCUGAUUGCAAGGUUGUGGCCUUCAAUACAGCCAAGGUGAGUACUCAAUUUAACACAAGAACUUCGAGGCCAGUGGUCAAGUUUAAUUCAGCUGAGAAAUGGGAACAAUUCCAAGAGGUUAUUCCGCAAUUUGAUGCAACCGCACUGAGAUCACAAACAUUACUGGAGCAAACAAAUACUACAAAAGAUGCCUCCGAUUAUCUUUGGUAUACUGCCAGUUUCGAGCAGGAUUCCCAGGAGCAUCAGGCUAGACUAAGUGUGAAGUCCUUAGGCCAUGUUUUACAUGCUUUUGUGAAUGGAGCUCUU